AUGGCUUCCCCACGCCCAUACUACAAUCAAGGUCAUCUUCCUAAUGGUGCCAACAACGCCGCGAAUAUGAGCUCGGCAGGUGGCCAAGGAUCCAAUUUUCUUCCAAACAACGGCCGUAUUGUCCAGAGUGGAGCAACACGCAUUUUGUGCGUUGCUGAUGUUCGAGGCAAUCUGAAAUCGUUGAACGACCUGGCCCAGCAAGCAAAAGCAAAUUACAUCAUCCAUACUGGCGAUUUCGGCUUUUAUGACGAAGACUCACUGCAGCGCAUUGCUGAUAAAACCCUCAAGCAUGUCGCUCAAUACUCACCAUUACUUUCCGAAAAUACAAAGCGUGUAAUACAAGCUUCUCAGCCCCAGAAUUACGAUGUCAAACAACGCUUUUCUCCUCAUGAGCUUCAGCUCUCCGAACUAUCCAUGUUCAUCGACAAGAAGCUCAAGUUGGAUGUUCCCGUCUACACAGUAUGGGGCGCUUGCGAAGACGUCCGUGUACUGGAAAAGUUUAGAUCCGGAGAGUACAAAGUGGACAAUCUGCACAUUAUUGAUGAGGCAAAUUCAAGACUUCUCGAAGUUGGCGGAGUGAAGCUGCGACUGCUUGGGCUGGGUGGCGCAGUGGUCAUGCAUAAGCUGUUCGACAACGGAGAGGGACGUACGACAAUUGCCGGAGGGCAAGGCACUAUGUGGACUACGCUGUUGCAAAUGGGAGAGCUGGUGGAUACAGCGAAUCGUGUCUAUGACCCUACAGAGACUAGAGUCUUUGUCACACAUGCUUCACCAGCACGGGAGGGCCUGCUGAACCAGCUCUCCGUCACCCUCAAAGCCGACUUCUCAGUAUCCGCUGGGCUUCAUUUCCGAUAUGGUAGCUCAUACAAUGAGUUCAGCGUCAACCCUACUCUGGACCACUACCGUGGGAAGCUUGCUGCCUCAAAAGCAUCUUUCAAUGACGUUUGGGAGACGGUCAAGAGCGAGGUAGAACCAGCUGUAUCACAAAAUGAGGCCCAAAAACAGCUACUCGACAAUGCUCUAGACAUCGUCACAAAAAUGCCUACAGUGGCAAAUGGAGGUAAUCCAUUCAGCCAAGCUCUACCUGGGCAAGGUACAGGUGGCCAGGUGGAUGAGAGUGCUUUCAAGAAUAUGUGGAACUUUAAUCUGGCUGACGCAGCGUUCGGAUACUUGGUAUUGGAGAUUGAGGCCGGAAGAAUCGGCACUGAAAUGAGAGCGCAAGGUUUCAACUUUGCACAUCGCGGUAGUGGAGGGCCAAAGCAGGGUGCCACACAACCCGUUCAAUCACCAGCUCAAGCUGGACCGACCAACGCUGUCAUGCAAGGCAUGGGACCACCCAUCAACCGUGCUCCUGUCGCCCCAUCGUCCCAGUCUAGUCAGCAAUUCAGUCAAGCUCAACAACCCGGUCAGCAACCCAGAAGUCAACAGCCACCCACGCAGCCGAAGCAGGCCCCUGCUCAACAACAACAACCGCAACCGCAGCAACAAAAUAGGGGCCCGCCGAGCCAAGCUCGUCCUUCGCCAACCCCAGCCACGCCUGCCCAAAACCAAGUGAAGCCAGCUACACCCCAACCUACGACUAGCACGACUAACGCUGCUCCUUCUGCUGUUCCAUCUGCUGCUCCUUCUGCUGCUCCUUCUGCUGCUCCAAGCUCAGAGAAGCAUGCUCCAUCAACACAACCUUCCACGCAGGCACCGGAACAGGUCAAUGGCGCAACACCGGGUUGGAAUAGCACAUCAGCCGAUCUCCCUUCUACUAGCACGCCAUCGACCAAGCCUGCCAACAAGCCAGCUUCGCCAGCUGUCGAGAAGAAGCCAAGCACAGGUUUGUUCAUCCACAACAUGGAGAGCGAGCAAGCUGUCCGCGACAUCUUCCCCGAUGAAGACAAAUCCAAGAUUCUGAAGAUUGAAAAUUAUGGCAAGACGAAUCACGUAGUUCAUUUCGCGAAUCACGAAGAUGCACUCGCAGCGUUGAAUCGUCAACCGGCAGAAUUCAAACUGAAGAACGCUCCACAAGCACAGCCAGGCCAACCCCGGAAGCCGAACAUCAAAUGGUACGAUGAUCGAGGACCAAAGCCCAAGUUCCGAGAGAACCAAGGCGGCCAAGGAGCGGGUACUUGGCAGGGAAGCAAUCGAUCAGCAUCUGGGUCUGGUCCUAGACCUGGAUACCAGAGCGAUCGCAAUGCUAGUGAUAGCGAAGGUGGUCGAGGACGUGGAGGAUUCCAAGGUCGCGGUCGUGCCCGAGGGAGCGAGCGAGGCGGUAGAGGAGGCCGUGGCGGACGAGGUGGGGGGAACAACAAGUCAGGUGGAGACGAGAACUCAACGCCAGCAGCACCGGCUGCUCAAGACUCGAAGCCCGCAACGACGCCUGCGGCUGCGGCUGCAGCCCCCUCCGGCGGUGCGUCUUGA
This is a messenger RNA of Letharia columbiana, 2409 nucleotides long. RefSeq lists its product as uncharacterized. Bases 1 to 2409 code for a protein of 802 amino acids. The transcript has 4 exons. Lineage: Eukaryota; Fungi; Ascomycota; Lecanoromycetes; Lecanorales; Parmeliaceae. The record is from RefSeq and is a predicted model, not a curated record.